Molecule: messenger RNA, 294 nt
Organism: Saccharomyces kudriavzevii IFO 1802
Lineage: Eukaryota; Fungi; Ascomycota; Saccharomycetes; Saccharomycetales; Saccharomycetaceae
Gene: SFT1
Product: Sft1p
Exons: 2
Coding region: 1-294 (97 amino acids)
Biological process (GO): intra-Golgi vesicle-mediated transport
Source: RefSeq, a predicted model, not a curated record
AUGUCAACUUCUAGGUACUCUCAGAUUGAAUCAAACAAUGAUAGUAAGUUAGAAGGAUUAGCCAAUAAGUUAGCUACUUUUAGGAAUAUAAAUCAAGAGAUCGGGGAUCGAGCGGUCUCUGACAGCUCGGUCAUAAAUCAAAUGACAGAUUCACUGGGUUCGAUGUUUACUGAUUUAAAGAAUUCAUCCUCAAGGUUGACGCGAUCAUUAAAGGCAGGUAACGGUAUAUGGAGAAUGGUCGGUUUGGCGUUGUUAAUAUUCUUCAUUCUGUACAUUUUGUUUAAGUUAUUCUAA